AAGAUGGCGGAUUGUGGUUGAUUUCUGCAUUAUUCCGAUAAUUCUGUCUAAAUUCGUUCUUUAUUAGUGCUAAAAUACAUGAAUCUAUGCUUGCUGGUCAAGGCUAUUUAGUCUCCCAUCGCUAACUGUUUUUUUUAUUAUGAAUACUCGAGCAAGACAAGCUGUGCUAAGACUGGCAAGGUGCCUCACAACCUCAAGCAAGCUAUCACUGCAGACAAUCUUUUCUAGAGAAUCGAUACUACCUCGAUCGUGUAACAGAUUAGCUACUUUAGGCUACACUACUAGAAAAUAUUCUGAAUCUUCGGAGGAUUCAAAGAACUUUAUUGAAACAACAGCAUUUUCAGAGAGUGUAUCAAACCUUGCAAAGUCACUUGGACUAUCAAAAACUGACCCAGAAAGUUUGAAGCCAGCAUUGGUGCAUAGAUCUUACUUGGUAACACAUGCAACUAUAUUGAAGGACUCACAUGAACAUAAUGAUCAACUUGCUUUCUUAGGUUUACAAACAGCAAAGAGACAUCUAACUGAACUUCUUUUGCAACAUUUUCCACAUUUGUCAUCUCAAGAACUAUGGGAUGUACAAAAUGGUAUUCUAGAAAAUCAAGUUCUAUCUUGCAUAGAAGAUCUUGAAAUACCUAAACAUAUGGUAUAUGAUAGUACUCUCAAUGCAAGUGAACCAGCUAUGCAAUCAUUUAUGGCAUUAGUUGCCAUUAUUUAUAUACAAGAGGGYACAGAAAAAUCAAAGCAGUUUAUAUAUGACUACUUGGUAUCCAAUCUUAAUGAAAGUCAGCUUCAAGAUAUCAAAAAGCUGCAGCAUCCAAAGUACAUGUUAAGGUGUUUGUYACAGAAAGAUGGCAAUGCGAAUUUCAUGCUAAAGUUUCUUAGAAAGAAUAGUAAGAAAGGCUUAUCUACUGCUUAUAAAGUUGGUGUAUUCAAAGAAGGACAGUGUCUUGCUAUAGGAGCGGGCUCAACUAUUGAACUUGCUGAGAAGAAAGCUUGUCAAAAAGUUCUGAACAAAGUUUAUUCAGAGGAGGUAAAACAGUUCAACUUUUCUUAUGAGUCAGAAGAUUUUGUACCUGAGGACAAAGUUGACUUGGGACUGCUAACUUCACGUCAACGUUUCAUUAGUAUAGACAAGCAAGAUGAACCAUUUGGCUUUAACAUCAAAGGUGGAGAAAAAAAGAAAUUAAAGAACAAGGAUUGGUUGGAGUAUAACUACUUUUCCCCAGUUUUCAUUUCAAGUAUUCAMCCSGAUAGUYUAGCUGAUAGACUGGGCUUGUUUCGUAUUGGAGACAUAAUACUUGCAGUUAAUGACAAGAGUCUUAUUGGAGUUGACCAUGCAACUGCUGUCAAAGUUUUGAAGGCAACCUCAGGAACAGUCACAUUAACAGUUCAGCAUUCCAAAGAAG
Molecule: messenger RNA, 1406 nt
Organism: Exaiptasia diaphana
Lineage: Eukaryota; Metazoa; Cnidaria; Anthozoa; Actiniaria; Aiptasiidae
Biological process (GO): RNA processing
Cellular component (GO): plasma membrane
Molecular function (GO): ribonuclease III activity; protein binding
Source: RefSeq, a predicted model, not a curated record